GGAGAAGUGGGAGGACAACCUCAGGGAGAUAGUGUAUGCCCAUAACACCUGUGUACAGGUAUCGACCAGGUACUCCCCCUUCCGCCUGAUGUUUGGUCAAGAGGCACGGAUGUUUACGGAGGUUACAACUGAGUGUCCUGAGGUGAUGGCAGCUCCUGACCAGGCGGAUUCUCUGGAGGCCUUUGUGCAGCUCCGAGUUGGCCAGGAUGAGGACGUUUUUGGAAAGUGCUUCAUCAUCCAACCUGGAAUGGAGGUCCUCAAGAAGGAUGCGAGGAAGAAAGGGAGACCUGGGCGAACCAUGGACCCAAACUGGAGCCAGACCAUCUACAGAGUUAUGGAGGUUCUUCCAAACAAUAUGGUUAGGCUGGAGACCCUGGAUGGAAAGCCCAAGCAUAUGAUGACCCCGUAUGCAUCACUGAAACCUCUGCGCCCGAGGACUCACCCUGGCUGGCCAAAGGAUUCCCCUUCAGCCCCUGUGCUUCCAGGAGAUGCUGAAAUGCUGACUUCAUCAUCGGAGGAGGAAACUGAGGUCCAGUGUCAUUGUUUCACGGACCAUACAUAUGCUGGCCCCACAUCACCCUGGAAAAAGGAGCUGCACCCCGACCAGAAACAACUGCUCGAGUAUGUUUUGGCCUGCGAUCGUCCAGCUAUGGAGCUGAUCGUUAAAGAGGGAGGGGUGUGUUUAACCCGAGAAGAGUUUUGGUCUCUCGGGUUGUCCAGAGACAUGGACUCCACGGGCAAAGAUAUCUUCAUUGCCAACAUGUAUAUUGUACCAACGUGGAAGCACAAAGACGUCGAUCCAAUGUCAAGCCUUCCAAGGGAUGCACAUCUAAAGGAUGCACUCCUCUUCCCAGCGUGGAGCAAGCACAACGGGCCAGAGCAUUACUUUCUCUGUCCAUGUUCCAGUGGUGUGCUACAGGGGUCCCCAACCACAGAGUCAUGGACUAGUACUGGAGCAUUGCACAGCACAUCGUCCCAGGAAGCUGGAGUGAGCUCACUGGAAAAGACAUGCAGGUAA
Entelurus aequoreus (snake pipefish) is the source of this 1018-nucleotide messenger RNA. RefSeq lists its product as uncharacterized. The record is from RefSeq and is a predicted model, not a curated record. The transcript is spliced from 11 exons. Lineage: Eukaryota; Metazoa; Chordata; Actinopteri; Syngnathiformes; Syngnathidae. Bases 89 to 1018 code for a protein of 309 amino acids.